Messenger RNA from Dryobates pubescens (Downy woodpecker), 1098 nucleotides. RefSeq names its product origin recognition complex subunit 6 (gene ORC6). Lineage: Eukaryota; Metazoa; Chordata; Aves; Piciformes; Picidae. Gene Ontology annotation, biological process: DNA replication initiation; DNA replication. Gene Ontology annotation, molecular function: DNA binding. The record is from RefSeq and is a predicted model, not a curated record. Gene Ontology annotation, cellular component: nuclear origin of replication recognition complex.
GGUGUCGGGAGGCGACAUGGAGCAGGGCGCGGUGAGGGGUCUCGCCGCCCGGCUGGGCCUCGCCGAUCCCGGGGUUAUCAGAAAAGCUGAGGAGUAUCUGCGGCUGUCCCAAGUGAAAUGUACAGGAUUAAUGACUCAAAUGACUGCCACAAGCAGCGCUGUGAUGUGCCUGGACCUAGCAGCCAGUUUCAUGAAACAACCAGUUGACAAAAGCUAUUUUGUUAAACUUUCUGGCUUGAACAAGAUGACCUACCAGAGCUCCAUGAAGUCUUUGGAGUGUUUGCUAGAGGUGAACCCCAGACUGGGAAUGCGAGACCUGGCUGUGCAAUUCUACUGCACAGAGGCAGUAAACACCGCUUCAAAAGUACUGCAGAGAUACGAAUCCAGCCUCUCCGAAGCCCAGCGAAUGGAUCUUGAUUUCUCAAAGCCACUUUUCCUAACAGCUGCACUAUUCACUGCAUGCAGGUGUUUGAAGCUAAAAGUGGACAAAAGUAAAAUCUUGGCUGCAUCUGGAGUGAAAAAAGCAAUAUUUGACCGGCUGUGCAGUCAGAUGGAGAAGAUCAGCCAGCAACUCAGCAAAGAAGAUGAUCCACUGUUGGCAGAGACAGCUGAAAAUUUGAACACCAACCUGGAGCACGGUGAGAAGGAAGUUGCAUGCGAAGACGAUGAGGAAGUGCCAUGUAAACGGCCAAAGGCUGAAACAAAGCAGGACUAUGAAGAAUGGAAAAAGAAAAUCCUGGAAAAUGCUGCUAAGGCACAAGAGACAAGUAGGAAUUCUGCCUCUGUAGUGCCACCUAAUAACAUUACAGCUGCUUGGUUGUAAUUUUAACUCUGCUCUAAGAAGAGUUACAGUAGCAGGAGUGACGCUGGCUGGUAGCCAGAGGUGACUUUACCAGAAGCCACGUGAUUAUUUGCCAGGCUGGUACCUGAGCCGCUAUGGCAUUAGGUGAUAGAAUAGCUUCAUUUCUCUUGCUGCAAGAAGCAGGCAGCAUGCUAAUGCUGUGUUAAGUGUAAGUUGCAUGCCACUGUACCCUGGCUGGAAGUAGUCAGUGAACAAAAUGGGGAGGGGACAAACAGUGCCUUGUAAAACUCCAAAGC